CGGAAAAGGCCUCCCUCGGUGUCAUGACGUCAUUUCCGAUGGAAGGUUUAGGGCAAAACCCAAAACAAGCUAGCCUGCUAACGCGGAAUAUCUUUUGAACCCCAAAAACCAGAUCAAAUCGCAAAGAAACGGAAACAAUGAAAUAAAGGACGCGGGCGACGUCUUCUUCUGCGCCAUGAAUUUACGGGGACUCUUUCAGGAUUUUAAUCCCAGCAAGUUCCUGAUCUACUCGUGCCUGCUGCUCUUCUCCGUGUUGCUGUCCUUGAGGUUGGAUGGGGUUAUCCAGUGGAGCUACUGGGCAGUGUUCACGCCAAUAUGGCUGUGGAAGCUGCUGGUCAUCAUCGGGGCGUCAGUGGGCACCGGAGUGUGGGCGCGCAACCCUCAGUACAGUCGAAAUGUCGCGGGACUUGAGUCAUGGGAGCGGGGCGCGUUUUCCCUCUCUGUCAGGGCUGAAGGUGUUGGUGUGCGACCGUGUGGCCAGGGGAAGCGGCAACUACUUUUGGCUGCUGGUCUUCAUGCCGCUCUUCUUCGUGUCGCCCGUCUCGGUGGCAGCGUGCGUCUGGGGCUUCAGGCACGACCGCUCCCUGGAGCUGGAGGUGUUCUGUUCGGUGAAUAUUCUCCAGUUCAUCUUCAUCGCUCUCAGGCUGGACAGGAUCAUCAACUGGCCUUGGCUGGUGAGGGCCAAGGAACAUUUUGUCGAGAGCCGAAAUACGACUUCACGCUGCGACAGACAGCGGUGGUGUGCGUGCCGCUGUGGAUCCUCAUGUCCUUCCUAUGCCUGGUGGUCCUCUACUACAUCAUCUGGUCGGUGCUCUUCCUCCGUUCCAUCGACAUCAUCGCCGAGCAGCGGCGGACUCACAUCACCAUGGCAGUCAGCUGGAUGACCAUCGUGGUUCCGCUUCUCACCUUCGAGAUCCUGCUGGUGCACAAGCUGGACGGCCACAACGGCCUGAGCUACGUGUGCGUCUUCGUGCCGCUGUGGCUCUCGCUCCUCACGCUCAUGGUCACCGCCUUCGGCCAGAAAGGCGCAAACCACUGGUGGUUUGGCAUCCGCAAGGACUUCUGCCAUUUUCUGCUGGAGCUCCUCCCUUUCCUGAGAGAGUACGGCAACGUCUCUUACGACCUCCGGCGCGGCGGCGGCGACGACCCCGAGGCCGCCGAGGACCCGCCCAUCCCCGAGCCGCCGCCCAAGAUCGCCCCCGUGUUCCGCAAAAAGACGGGCGUGGUGAUCACGCAGAGUCCCGGCAAAUACUUUGCGCCGCCGCCCAAACUCUGCAUCGACACGCCCGACUAGACGGGCGGGGACCCCGCCGCAGGUCGAGCCGCGGGUCCAGCCGCCGCUCGAUGCAAACCGAGUGUGGCCCUGCCGCGUCGUUGUUUUCAGAGCAAGGCGAUGAUGAUUCCAGGCUCCACAAUGAACGCCGCGUCGCCUCUGCGCUGGGACCAGCGGGGAGAGACACGAACUUUGCGGCGAGGAAAGUUGGCCCCUCCCUCGUCGUUCCCUUCGCUUGCGCUCCGGAGCCAACACUCCCGUUCUCUUUAUUUCACAUUCGCUGCUAGCAAAGAGAAGAAAGAGUUGAUGUGACCCAAGAGGGUUUCCAAAAUCUUUGAUGGAAAAUGCACUUACUAGUUGAGAGAGGUCCUGUCUUUUUUUUUUUUUUCUUUCUCCGAGAUAGGUCCCGUCUCUUUUUUUCUCUCCCUUCUUCCUGUUGAUUGUAAAUAAAUGAAUGUCUCAUCAGGGACCAGAGCAACCAAUCAGCUUUCAGCUGAUCAAUAGAAACAA
Messenger RNA from Syngnathus typhle (broad-nosed pipefish), 1783 nucleotides. RefSeq names its product transmembrane protein 185 (gene tmem185a). The coding region runs from base 176 to 1294 and encodes 372 amino acids. NCBI's taxonomy places the organism in Eukaryota, Metazoa, Chordata, Actinopteri, Syngnathiformes, Syngnathidae. The transcript is spliced from 8 exons. The record is from RefSeq and is a predicted model, not a curated record.